Prorocentrum cordatum is the source of this 995-nucleotide messenger RNA. NCBI's taxonomy places the organism in Eukaryota, Dinophyceae, Prorocentrales, Prorocentraceae. The record is from the annotation of a GenBank genome assembly.
GGCGGUGCACGGGGGAGUGGGGAACGAGGCGCCCGUUGUGCCGUCCAGGGGGCCCUACUAAGCGGGCCCCCUGGGGAACAAGCGGGACGCGAAGGGUGCACGCCUCUCCCCCAUCGCGCAUCGCCCUCCCGUGGAGCAGCGCCCGAGGGGGGGGGGACCCACGCUGAGGCCCGCAUGAACGUGCACCUGAAGGACUACAACAUGGGUGUCUUCCACUGCGGCGUGGAGGUGCUCGGCGACGAGUGGUUCUUCGCGUGGGGCGACAGCAGCUACUCUGGAGGGUCCUCCGCAACGAGCCCCAGUUGCACCAGGUGCACAUUUUUCGGGAGUCGCUGUUCAUGGGCGAGUCCCCGCUGGGCGAGGAGGAGAUUCGCAACGUCCUCGCGGAAGCCAUGGACACGUGGCCCGCCAACUCGUACCACCCCAUCUGCAGGAACUGCGUGACCUUCGCGGAGGACCGGCUCGUCAGGUUGCUGCGGGCGCCGGGGCCGUUCCCGGCGUGGGCGCGCGGCGCCGCCGAGGCCGCCAAGGGGCCCGUGCUCCUCGCGAUGGCCGACGCAGCGUGGGAGUGGGUCAAGUGGUACGUCGCGGAGCCGCCGGACGUGGACGAGCUGCCUGCGGAAGACCCGCACGGGCCGAGACGGGCCCGCGCCGCCGACCCCCUCUGCUGAGGGCCGGGGGUGGUUGGCGCCGCUGUGCUGCUCCUGCGGCAGGGUGCCCGCGGUAACCGCCUGGCUCGCUCGCACUCCUCCUUCUCUUAUGGGGCCCCCUCUCGAAGUCUUGCCGUCGCGCUAGCAUGCCCCGCGUGUGGCGCCGCAGAUCGCCAGCGCGAGCGGCGCGAUAGUUUCGCCACGUGUUGCGUUGUGUCUCGUGUUUCACCCUUCUCUUCUCGGACCUGUUUGUUCUGGUGGCUGGCCAAUCCAGAGGAGGAGGAGAAGGUGACCGCUCCCUUCCCUGCGCGUGCGCGGAUGACCCACGCGCGCCGCCGGCGCAGA